AAAGUUAAAAGUAGUUUAGUAUAGCUUUAUUUCGUGAAAUCGAAUAAGAAAUCAACUAGAUUUAUGAAAGUGAACCAUCUGCCAAAUGUAGUACAUGCAUACAUAAGUACAACAAUUCCUACAUACCAGUUUAAAAUUUAUAGUUUCGCUUAUUCGUAGCUAUAGUUAGAUCUAUAUAAAUAGUAUAUGAAUUGUGCACGACGGAAUGCGACAGGGAAGUGGUUGUAGCUUGUCAAAAGUCUUCUAGAACUAGUUUAGUUUGUUGAUUAUUUUUGCUUUUCGUUUUGCUUGUGCAUACGUUUGUUUUUUGUUAUUUGUUUUUGUAUCCUAUAAAUACGGCAUGCUGAUCCCGCUAAAACUUACACCAUACAGCAAAACAGCGCAAACCGACGAGGAAAAGCAACGCGAUCGGCAGCGCAACGAACGUGAGGCCAAAAAGGAAGAGCAGGACGCUAUCAAUUAUAAGCGCGACAAGGAGCAGCGUGAGGCGCGUUUGCUGGACUUUGAAAUACGACGGCAGCAAAAGCGUGAGGAGCAGAACCAGCAGCGGCAACAGCAGCAGCAAUUACAGCAGCAGCAUCAGCAACACCAGCAGCAACAACAACAACAGCAACAACAACAGCAGCAGCAGCAGCAGCAGCAACAACAGCAGCAGCAACAAAGCGAAAAGAGUCCACCCACAACAUCGUCGCAUUCACAGCAGCAGCAACAACAGCAGCAGCAGCAGCAACAACAGCAGCAACAACAGCAGCCGCAGCAGCAGCAGCAACAGCAACAACAGCAGCAACAACAGCAGCCGCAGCAACAGCAGCAGCAACCGCAGCGCCAGCAAUUACAGCUGCAACAAGGCGCUGCAACACAGGUCAGCACCAGUGGACGGGCUCACACGCCGGACACACCCAAGUUGCAAACACCACCGGAUCGCUCGCUGCCGCCCGCCUUUCGCAGCCGCUCCAUUGAGCGGGAAAUUCAAUACGAACGCAAACGCUUCUCGGUACAGGAAUCAGCCGAAUUCAAGGAGGCCGUAAGUACGACACCAUCUCCACAAACGCAAACCUUUACCGGAACGCCGCCGACAGCAUACACGGCGGCAUUGGCGGGACCGCCGGCAACAGCGGCAGCUGCAACAGCUGCUAUAAUACCCAUCCUACCGCUCGGCGUUGCGACGCUGCGCGAUGAUUCUACGGAAUCCGAGCAGUCCGUGACAUGUGCCCAAACGCAGCCGGAUGCCUACCAUCGCAUCAUUUGCUCUUCCUGCUCGCUGAGACUACUUGAGUUUUUUGUCCCAGCAUCUGAAAGCAUCUUCAAGUGUUCACAGGUCUUCAUCUUUCCACCAAAUCGAACAUCUUUCUCACACGUGCCGGCAGUAAACGUUUGAAAAGCGAUUUACCUA
Molecule: messenger RNA, 1393 nt
Organism: Drosophila montana
Lineage: Eukaryota; Metazoa; Arthropoda; Insecta; Diptera; Drosophilidae
Product: transcription factor SPT20 homolog
Exons: 5
Coding region: 341-1378 (345 amino acids)
Source: RefSeq, a predicted model, not a curated record